GGGGUUUUCACGCUCAACAGUUUCCCAUGUGUGUCAAGAAUGGUUCAACUUGACACAACUUUGGGAAGCAUUGGAGUAAACAUGAUCCCUGUGGAACACUUGACACCUUGUAGUCCAUGCCCUGACGAAUUGAGGCUGUUCUGAGGGCAAAAGAGGGUGCAACUCAAUAUUAGGAGAUGUUCCUAAUAUUUUGUACACUCAGUAUAUAUCAUGGACUAAUUGGCUGAUUGAAAAUUACUGAGCAGUAUUUGUAACAUAGCUUUUGAAUAGGAUACAGCUUGGAUUUUAACAUGGGAUAUUGUUAUUAAAAAGUUUUGUAAGUUCACUUUUUGUAUUGUGUGUGUCAUUACUAUACAGUUCAUGGGACAAGUGCAUCCACUCUUUUCAUUCCCAGAUUGGCUUCAUUGGAAAUACUACAACCAUGGGCUUCCCUCUAUGCCUAUGUCUUCUCUCUUUGAUUUUCACAACUGCUCGUGGUUCAGGUUUUAGUGACGACUCAACACUUAAUGAAAACUCUUAUAAGGAAAAGUGGAUGGAGUCUAUACCUGAUGACAAACUCCUUUCAGCUGUUACUAUCCCCGGAACUCAUGAGAGCCUAACUCUGUACGGUGGACCACUUAUACAGUGUCAGGCUUGGACCUUGGAGAACCAGCUGAAAGCAGGAUUGCGGUACUUUGAUAUACGUGUAGAGGCCAGUAUGUUCCACAACAUCCUUGAUGUCACGAAUGGGCAUUUAAUGCACACCAAGUUCCAUGAGGUGCUGAACAUUCUAUGGGAGUUCUUGGACAAACAUGGAAGUGAGUCUGUGCUUUUGAGAGUGACACUGCAAGGAAUGAGCAUGAAAAAAGCUGGAAAAUGUAUCAAAACAUUGAUUGAGAAUUCUGAAGAUAGAGUAUGGACAAAGAUAUUUGUCCCCAAAAUGCAAGAAGCAAGGGGGAAGAUCAUCUUCGUGCAGAGUACCAAUUUCAAUGUUGGAACACUUAACCAUGACACUUUUGUCACAGGCGACGACACAUUCAAAGACAUUGAAAACAAGAUGAAGAAGAUCAUAAAACAUCUGAAAGAAGCUGAAGAGAAUUGUGGUCAUGCAUUGGCACUGACCGAUUCCUCCGCCACAGCCAUUUUCAAAGGCCCUAAAACUGUGGCCAAAGUGGUUAAUGGUCAGCUUAAUAAGCUCAUAGUUGAACUACAAAAAGGCUCUAACAAACCAGACUGCUUGGGGGUAAUCAGCAUGGACUUCCCCAGUCCAGACCUCAUCCAUAACAUCAUUGGGGUCAAUGGAAAACCAGGGAGUGGUUCAUCUGAGCACCCAGAAGAGCCUGAACCAGCAGAGCCUGCACCAGCAGAGCCUGAACAUACAGGUUUUAGUGACGAUUCAACACUUAAUGAAAACUCUUAUAAGGAAAUGUGGAUGGAGUCUAUACCUGAUGACAAACUCCUUUCAGCUGUUACUAUCCCCGGAACUCAUGAGAGCCUAACUCUGUACGGUGGACCACUUAUACAGUGUCAGGCUUGGACCUUGGAGAACCAGCUGAAAGCAGGAUUGCGGUACUUCGAUAUACGUGUAGAGGCCAGUAUAUUCCACAACAUCCUUGAUGUCAGGGAUGGGCAUUUAAUGCACACCAAGUUCCAUGAGGUGCUGAACAUUCUAUGGGAGUUCUUGGACAAACAUGGAAGUGAGUCUGUGCUUUUGAGAGUGACACUGCAAGGAAUGAGCAUGAAAAAAGCUGGAAAAUGUAUCAAAACAUUGAUUGAGAAUUCUGAAGAUAGAGUAUGGACAAAGAUAUUUGUCCCCAAAAUGCAAGAAGCAAGGGGGAAGAUCAUCUUCGUGCAGAGUACCAAUUUCAAUGUUGGAACACUUAACCAUGACACCUUUGUUACAGGCGACGACACAUUCAAAGACGUUGAAAACAAGAUGAAGAAAAUCACAAAACAUCUGAAAGAAGCUGAAGAGAAUUGUGGUCAUGCAUUGGCACUGACCGAUUCCUCCGCCACAGCCAUUUUCAAAGGCCCUAAAACUGUGGCCAAAGUGGUUAAUGGUCAGCUCAAUAAGCUCAUAGUUGAACUACAAACAGGCUCUAACAAACCAGACUGCUUGGGAGUAAUCAGCAUGGACUUUCCCAGUCCAAACCUCAUCCAGAACAUCAUUGAGAUAAACAGAAAGCCAGGAAGUGGUUCAUCUGAACAACCAGAACAGCCUGAACCAGUAGAGCUGGAACCUGCAAAGCCUCAGCCAGCCGAAGAGCCUGAACCAGUACAGCCUGAACCGGCACAGCCUGAAACAGCAGCGCCUGAACCAGCAGAGCCCGAACCAGCAGAGCCCGAACCAGCAGAAACUCAGCCAGUAGAAGAGCCUGAACCAGCAGAGCCUGAACCAGUAGAGCCAGAGCCAGCAGAUACUGAACCAGCAGAGCCAGAGCCAGCAGAGGAUGAACCAGCAGAGCCUGAACCAGCAGAGCCUGAACCAGCAGAGCCAGAGCCAGCAGAGGCUGAACCAGCAGAGUCUCAGCCAUUAGCAGAGCCUGAACCAGCAGAGCCUGAACCAGCAGAGCCAGAGCCAGCAGAGGCUGAACCAGCCAAGCCUGAACCAGCAGAAUCUGAGCCAGCAGGACCUGAGCCAGUAGAGCCUGAACCAGUAGAGCCUGAACCAGUAGAGCCUGAACCAGCAGAGCCUGAACCAGUAGAGCCAGAGCCAGCAGAGGCUGAACCAGCAGAGCCUGAACCAGUAGAGCCAGCUGAGCCUAAACCAGCAGAGUCUCAGCCAGCAGAAGAGCCUGAACCAGUAGAGCCUGAACCAGCAGAGCCUGAACCAGUAGAGCCAGAGCCAGCGGAGGCUGAACCAGCAGAGCCCCAGCUUGCAGAACCAGCAGAAGAGCCUGAACCAGCAGAGGCUGAGCCAGCAGAGGCUGAACCAGCAGGACCUGAACCAGUACAGCCUGAACCAGCAGAGCCUGAACCAGCAGAGCCUCAGCCAGCAGAAGAGCCUGAACCAGUAAAGCCUGAACCAGCAGAGCCAGGACCAGUAGAGCACGAGCCAGCAGAGCCUGAACCAGCAGAGCCAGAACCAGCAGAGGCUUAACCAGCAGAGGCUUAACCAGCAGAGCCUGAACCAGCAGAGCCUGAACCAGCAGAGCCUGAACCAGCAGAGCCUGAACCAGCAGAACCUGGGCCUGAACCCCCAGGGGAGCCCGAGGAGCCUAAUGGAAUAACCAAGGAAGAAGAGAUGCUAUGAUAAACAUUGAAGAGAUUAAAAAAACACAAUUAUUGUCCAAUUAACCUCAGUAAAGAAGAAUCACAUCUAAAACCUUACAACAAUAAAUACAAAAUCAAAUCCUCCCUUCAAACAGUAAAACAAUUGUCUACUAGUAUGUGGUAUUUUGUAUAUUAACUGCAUGUUUAAAUAGGAAAGACCAACUAUUCCAUGUUGCAGUUGGAAUAUACAAAUCUGAUAGUUACUUUAAAAUUAACCCAUCUGUGCUGAGAUCUGUCUGAGGGUGUUUCCCAUCAAUACUUUAAUAAAAUAGUAAAGGGCCUUUCAGAAACCUGUAUCUAAACCCACAGUGACACCUACAGGUUACAAUGCAUAUUACUGCUUGUUUUGAUGGUGAUUCAUCUGGACAUGUAAAUUAUUUCAAGUCCCUAAGGCGAUCACUUACACCCUCUUAUAAAUGUAUGCAUGUAACCUUUCAGUUUACAAUGUUUUCUAAAAAAAUUCUUUCAAUAAUAUAUAUGUAGAAGAGCUGCUUCAAAAAAUAUAUCUAAAACAACGUAUAAUGUCAACAUAAAUAGUAAGAUACAAAGGCUGCGUUUACAUAGGUAACCCAAUUCUGAUAUUCCUUCCACCAAUGGAUCCCCAGACCAACUAUACCAGACAUUUUCACAUCAGAUAUUUCUCAGAGCUGAUCAGAUUGGUCAAAAGACCAACCAGUGAAAAAAAGACUAGAAUCAUGGCGCCUGUCCAAACUGAUGUGUUCCAAGAUGGCUUAGAAUUCAAAAAAUGAAAGAGAAAAAAGGAUAGUCACUUAUGGCAGAGCAUUAAUCUAAUAUAACAUAAUAGUAAUAAAAAGUUAUAUAUAUUUUUUUCACCAUGGUUCCAAAUCCUUCCCUCCCACCCAGGCUUCCAUGAAAUACAGAAAUAUCUAAUUUACAUAAGUAUUCACACCACUAAGUCAAUACUUUUUAGAAGCAUCUUGGCAGCGAUUACAGCUGUGAGUCUUUAUGGGUAAGUCUCUAAGAGCUUUCCACACCUGGAUUUUGCAACAUUUGCCAUUAUUCUUUUCAGAAUUCUUCAAGCUUUGUCAAAUUGGUUGUUGAUCAUUGCUAGACAACAAUUUUCCAGUCUUGCCUUAGAUUUUUCAAGUAGAUUUAAGUAAAAAAUGUAACUCGGCCACUGUCUUCUUGGCAAGCAACUCCAGUGUAGAUUUGGCCUUUAGAAGGUGCCUUCAGAAACAACAACCCUGAGCACACAGCCAAGACAACGCAGGAGUGGCUUUGGGACUAGUCUCUGAAUGUUCUUGAGUGGCCCAGC
This is a messenger RNA of Salmo salar (Atlantic salmon), 4528 nucleotides long. RefSeq lists its product as uncharacterized. The record is from RefSeq and is a predicted model, not a curated record. Gene Ontology annotation, molecular function: phosphoric diester hydrolase activity. Gene Ontology annotation, biological process: lipid metabolic process. Lineage: Eukaryota; Metazoa; Chordata; Actinopteri; Salmoniformes; Salmonidae.